UCUUCCAUAGUGUUUCACCUCAUCAGGGAGAAUUAUCCAAUAUGAAGUCGCUCGCAGAUCGGAUGAAGAUGCUUAGUCAAAAUGGACUCGUCGACCCCACGACGAAACGCUAUUCGCGGGAAGUUGCUCCUGGGACUCCUCCUCCCUUGUACCUGCCGGAUCCAGUCCGCUCUAAUCGAACGUCUCCCUCGUUGUCCUCGACUGUUGUCCUCAGUACCUCUUCAUCCGCAUCAAACUCUACAGCACCUUCACCAUAUGCAUUUGUCCCGCCGUCGUCACUGGGGCCGCCGUCCCCGACGUCUACUGAAUCGUCAGAGACGGGGUUUGAUCGAGUUGCUGGUGGAGUCGCUGCAGCCAAUGAAGUGGAAAAACCAAGUGCAAUCAAGGAUCUAGGAGGUAUAUCAACAUUCGAACCGGCUUCCCACCCCUGGAAUCCUACAACAAAUGACGUGCUGUCUGGCAUACCCUCAUCACCUGAGCGCCGGUUUCCGGAAUUGCUAAUGGACACCUCAGGGUCAACUUUCGAAUCAGCUUUACGCCCCUGGAAACCUUCAACAAAUGACGCCCUGUCUGGCAUACCCUCAUCACCUGAACGCCGGUUUCCGAAAUUGCCGAACGAUUCUCCAGGGCUAUUGCUUAAGUCCCACGAUUCAGAUACAUUAAGUGACACUCCCGCUUCCAUAAGCCGCGCGAACAUUCUUACGCAUAUCCCGUCAUCCAUAUCAUACAGUUAUAGCCGUCCUGAUAGUACACCCCGCACACCUCCCGUGAUACCCCAUUCUCUCGCGAACGGUUCUGCAGCGGCAUUCACAUCGAUCCAAUACCCCUCCUUCUCAACCACAAGUCAUUCCUCUGCUUCGAGGUCAGGGGCCACGUCCUUAAUCUCUCACCCCCCAGCGAUUCCACCGCAAGCGAGCAUCAACCACUCUCCGCUUGUCCGGAGGCGAAGCGACUACGUCGAACAGGGUACUGGCAGUGCGUCGUUUAGUGCUCGCCUCCCCAUCGACUACCCCGAUCUACCUCAUUCUCACAUUAUUCGCCCUCCCCCUCCGGUUGCUUCCUCCUCGUUCCAACGACAUCAUUCGCACUCGCAGUCCUAUUCCGUUAGCACGCUUAAGGAGCCUCCCAAACCGCCUAUAAUAGCGUCUGAUUAUCCCGUGACAUAUUGGUCUGACAUGCAGAUUGUCACGGUUGGCCUCAAGAAUUUGGGAAAUACAUGUUACAUGAAUGCUACAAUUCAGUGUCUCAGUGCCACGGUGCCAUUCGCGAGAUUCUUCACUGAAGGCCGGUGGAAGAAGGCUGUCAAUGCGGUCAACCCCAUGGGAACGAAGGGGAACCUCGCAUCGGCGUUCGCAACUAUUCUCUACGAAAUGUCACAUUCCGAGCUUCCGCAUCUGAUCCCCGCUUCGUUCAGGAAAUCAAUAUGUACACAUGCUCCUCAAUUUUCAGGAUCUGACCAGCAUGACUCGCAAGAAUUCCUCACCUUCUUACUUGAUGGUCUCCAUGAGGACCUCAAUCGUGUCCUUCAUAAACCAUCCAACGGAACGACGCCUGAACGCGAGGCCGAACUGGAGCGGCUUCCUCAGUCGAUUGCCAGUGCACAAGAAUGGGAGAUUUACCGAAUGCGGAACGAUUCACUUAUUGUAGAUUUCUUUCAAGGACAAUUUAAGAAUCGGUUGGUGUGCUUGACAUGUCGUAAGACAUCGACGACGUAUAAUUCCUUCAUGUACCUUUCGCUUCCCAUGCCUUCCGUAAAAGGCCUGUCCAAGACAUCCCUGCAGUCGUGCCUAGACGCUUUUGUUAAAGAAGAAGUACUUUCGGGAACGGAGGCUUGGCACUGUCCGCAUUGCAAAACCUUGCGUAAUGCCACCAAACAGCUCUCGUUAUCACGCCUUCCACCAAUCCUGCUCAUUCACCUGAAGCGCUUCUCGCACAAAGGGGUAUUCACAGACAAGAUUGAGACCGUCGUCGACUUUCCUCUCAAGGGUCUGGAUCUGACGAAUUACAUGCCUCCAGCUCUACCCCCUGGGAUGCAUAAAGGUUCAGCGAAUGGUAUUGGUGAUCCGCGAGUACAGACGCCACCAUACAAAUACGAUCUAUACGGCGUGACGAAUCAUUUUGGAAAUCUAAGCAAUGGACAUUAUACCGCUUUUAUCGCUUCUCGUGGAGGAUGGGUUUAUUGUGACGACAGUCGGGUCAUGCCAACUGACGCCAAGGACAUUGUGGGACGCCCAGCAUACGUGUUGUACUACAAGAGAAUCGAAUCAUAGAUCAAAUCACUAUUUAAGAUGCUUAUUUGGAUGUUUAUCUCCUGGAGUCAAAUCAAACUUAUAUCACUAUACUUGCUGUCAUCCCCUGUAGCUCGCCUGUCGACAUGACGUUCCUUACUAUUUGUUUCUUUUCACAGAAUUUUCUUAGUCUAUGUGUACUCUCACAUCAAUAAUGACAUUUACUCUCGGAGCCGGGAUAGACUACAUCGAUCUAUGAUGGACCGGUCAUGGCAGCCACAACGCGCUUCGCGUAGUGAAUACUUGCUGUUCGGGAGGCCUGGUGAUAGCUUGUGAUCAAUAAAGUUGAGAAACGCAUCGUAGUAGCAAAUAAGUAUUGAAUACGAUGACGUGGCGGCCGACAACUUACAAGUCAAUAAUAUCUCGUUAACGA
Suillus discolor is the source of this 2661-nucleotide messenger RNA. RefSeq lists its product as uncharacterized. NCBI's taxonomy places the organism in Eukaryota, Fungi, Basidiomycota, Agaricomycetes, Boletales, Suillaceae. The coding region runs from base 42 to 2270 and encodes 742 amino acids. Gene Ontology annotation, molecular function: cysteine-type deubiquitinase activity. The record is from RefSeq and is a predicted model, not a curated record. The transcript is spliced from 10 exons. Gene Ontology annotation, biological process: protein deubiquitination.